Macroventuria anomochaeta is the source of this 1035-nucleotide messenger RNA. RefSeq lists its product as uncharacterized. NCBI's taxonomy places the organism in Eukaryota, Fungi, Ascomycota, Dothideomycetes, Pleosporales, Didymellaceae. The coding region runs from base 1 to 1035 and encodes 344 amino acids. The transcript is spliced from 2 exons. Gene Ontology annotation, biological process: lipid metabolic process. The record is from RefSeq and is a predicted model, not a curated record.
AUGGCAGGCAUACAAUCGAUCCAGGCGCUCUCACAGCUGCCAUCUCCAGCACGGUCCCACAGCAAGUCGCUGAUGAGACAUGAUGAGGAUAUUCGGUGUAUCAUAUCCACGGUACUAUUUUUCGCCAUCUUCGUCAUCACUUGGCAAACCUUCACAUCGCCAUUUACAGGUGGCUUACUUUCCUUUAUAGCAUGGCUCUCGCUGUUUAAGCUAUCCUUCAUGGGCGCUGUAACAACGCAUAAUGCUAUUCACUUGCCCAUCUUUUGGGAUAAGAACUGGAACAAGUUCUACCAGAUUUGCUUGUCUCUACAGUACGGUGGUGCUGUGUCCAUCUUUAUACCAGGCCACAACUUGUCUCACCACAAGUAUCCUCAACAAGCAAGAGACGUUAUGCGUACUACCAAAGUUCGAUAUAACUGGAACCUCUUGAACGGUCUACUCUUCUUUUGGCACGUUGUUUUGUCGGGAAACACGGAUGACAAGCUGUAUUUUGAGGCUCAAGCCCGUCUCAACCGACCUAUUGUGAAGCAGCGCCGGCUUGAAGAGGUUGCUGUUUGGAGCGCCACAGCAGUGCUUGUUCUACUAGAUUGGCGUCGAUGGAUCUGGUUUGCACUGCUGCCACAAUUUUACGCCAAAUACUGCAUCCUCUCGUUGAACUUUCUCCAACACGAUGGGUGCGAUAUGAGCUCCAAAUACAACUUUGCGCGCAAUUUUACUGGUCAGGCGCUCAAUUACUUGUGCUUCAACAACGGUUAUCAUACCGUUCAUCAUCUGCACCCCGGGCUACACUGGUCCACCCUGCCGCAGAAGCAUCAGGAGCUUAUCGCACCUCACAUCGCGCCGAGCCUGGAGAUCUCGAACAUAUUCCUUUACAUGUGGCGAAGCUUCAUUUAUCCGGGUCUUCGGCUGGACUAUAAGGGCCAUCCGCUCCUGAUCUCCAAAGAGGAAAACGAGAUGCCGGACGAACCAUGGUUCUACAACGAGACAGAAACCUACUCAAAUAAUCAGGAGUAUCUUGCCCAUGGUAUGAAAUAA